AUGGGAGAUACUCGCACGUUCAUUGACCAAGGCGUCACCCACGCACAGAAAGCAAUCGACUAUGAUCGCGCGGCUUGCAAGGCCAAUGACCCUGAGAAGUACGACAACGCCAAGAACAGCUAUCUACGCGCUAUCGACUACUACUACACCGCCCUGAAGUAUGAGAAGAAUGACAAGACUAAGCAGGUUCUCCGCUCUAAGAUUAAUUCCUAUGUCGACAGGGCGGAGGUUAUGAAGGAAUGGCUGGAAAAGUAUGAUGAGACACAGAGGAAUGGGGGUGGGGGUGGAGACGGCUCGUCUAGUUCGGGUGCAGCUACGACUAGUAAGAAAAAGGAAAAGAAAAACGAGGAGAAUGAAGAGGAUAAGCUUCAAAACCAGUUGGGCGGUGCUGUUCUCACUGAAAAGCCAAAUGUGAAGUGGGAUGAUGUAGCUGGUCUCGAAGGUGCAAAGGACGCCUUGAAAGAGGCCGUCAUUCUGCCGCAAAAGUUCCCACAGAUGUUUGUCGGAAAAAGGAGGCCGUGGAAAGGCAUUCUACUCUACGGACCUCCUGGUACAGGCAAGAGUUAUCUUGCAAAAGCAGUUGCCACUGAAGCAGACGCAAAGUUUUUCUCCAUUUCCUCUAGUGAUCUUGUCUCCAAAUGGCAGGGAGAGAGUGAAAAACUUGUAAAGGAGCUUUUCGCUAUGGCUCGUAAGGCGGGUAAAGCAAUCAUCUUUAUUGAUGAAAUUGAUGCUCUUGUGAGCAGUAGGAGUGACAAUGAGUCGGAAAGCUCUCGCCGGAUAAAGACAGAAUUCCUCGUCCAGAUGGACGGUGUAGGGAAGUCCACGGAUGGAGUCUUGCUGCUCGGAGCAACAAAUAUUCCCUGGGGUCUAGAUGACGCUCUCUUACGUCGUAUGGAAAGGCGUGUGUACAUUCCGCUCCCUGAAGAGCAUGCACGGUCUGGAAUGUUCAAAAUCCAUCUGGGCAAUACACCCCACAAUUUGACGGAGAAUGACUUUAACGAACUAGGCACCGCCACUAAGGGUUAUUCUGGUGCUGACAUCGGUAUCCUCGUCCGCGACGCUAUUAUGCAGCCAGUUCGUACUCUGCAAAAUGCAGAAUUUUUCAAAUGGAUCAUGGUGGAGGAAGAGGGGCAAGGUAUGGUCAAGCGAUUGGCACCCUGCUCUCCAGGGGAUCCAGAGGGUCAGCAAAUGUCGCUGAUGUCUGUCUCACCAGAAGAGCUUCAUGUCCCCAUCGUGUCGAGACAUGACUUUGACUUAGCCUUGGCAAGUACAAAGCCAUCCGUAGGAAUAGACAAUGUUGAGAAGCAUAUCAAGUUCACUUCAGAAAAAGGCCAGAGCGGUGUCUAAGAGAGAUCUUGAAUCUGAUAGCUGCCAACAGCCUCCUUGUCGGUUGCUCAUGUACAUCUAUAAGAAACAGGGCUUAUUCAGCACCCUUCUAUAUGAUGAUGCCCUUAAUAUCAUUUCCAUUAUAUAUGAACCUCUACGGAAUUCGCCGCAGCUCAUGAUGCAUUUCGUUGAGCGCGAAGAAUAUUGGCAAUUACUGUGAUAUGUGGAUCCGAAAGUCCGGUCGUAUGUAAAGCAUCGCUUAGGUUGAGAAUAUAAUCGGUAUU
Messenger RNA from Chondrus crispus (carragheen), 1610 nucleotides. RefSeq names its product Vacuolar protein sorting 4b. Gene Ontology annotation, molecular function: ATP hydrolysis activity; ATP binding. Gene Ontology annotation, biological process: endosomal transport; vacuole organization. Lineage: Eukaryota; Rhodophyta; Florideophyceae; Gigartinales; Gigartinaceae. The coding region runs from base 1 to 1347 and encodes 448 amino acids. The record is from RefSeq and is a predicted model, not a curated record. The transcript has 2 exons.